AUGCUACUAUUCGGGAAUGGUCUCAGGAUACCCUACUUUCAUGUCGCGCCCUAUCUCGCAACUCGGAUAACCGGCACACGGCCAGAAUCCUACCACCACGUCUCGCCAGCGACCACUCAUCACCGCGCAAAUACCUCAAAGUUCGAGGACGCUCUUAGGGCCCAGAUGAAGCAAAAAAAAAUUGGGGUCGAAUGGUUUUCCUCUUCCGGCAUGAGGCAGGCUUACUCGGCUCAGAAGUGCCGGGCUCUGCUUACGCCCUGCAGUACCCUACCGCAAACUGAUCAAACUCUUUCUUUUGCACCAGUAACUCUACACCGUCUACAGACCUCCCGCUUUCAACGGCGCAGGCCGCAGCAGCGCAAAUCUGGCGCUAACACGUCGAAACAAGCUUCUCGUUCCCUGAGCCAGGGUUUCUUGAAUCCCUCUAACGCAUUCAAUACGGCAUCCGCUUUUCAAUGGUCUUCUCUAGGGAGACUUCCCUUCGCUGAGAGGGUUCUUAUGAAGGAAGAUCAAAUUUACAUGCGAUCCCACGAUAGUCUAUGCCUAAGCGCAAUCAGACUGCAAAGGGGAGCAGCAAGCUAUGCGAGCGUAGGCGCACGAACAUCACUUUUCCACUUUGGCUGGCAGGGCUGUGUACUUGGCGAACAAGCCGACGGCGGGUACUCCGUACAACUAAAUGAUUAUGUCCGUAGAACCCACAACAAGAAAACAGCGAAAUGUCGGGUCCGUACCCAGAUGACGGAAGUUACUAAACCCCGACUUUACAGUUCGGAGAUCUCAUAG
Molecule: messenger RNA, 783 nt
Organism: Colletotrichum lupini
Lineage: Eukaryota; Fungi; Ascomycota; Sordariomycetes; Glomerellales; Glomerellaceae
Exons: 5
Coding region: 1-783 (260 amino acids)
Source: RefSeq, a predicted model, not a curated record